Messenger RNA from Brassica oleracea var. oleracea, 1416 nucleotides. RefSeq names its product ferredoxin--NADP reductase, leaf isozyme 2, chloroplastic-like. The transcript has 9 exons. Bases 140 to 1243 code for a protein of 367 amino acids. The record is from RefSeq and is a predicted model, not a curated record. Lineage: Eukaryota; Viridiplantae; Streptophyta; Magnoliopsida; Brassicales; Brassicaceae. Gene Ontology annotation, molecular function: oxidoreductase activity.
UUCUUCUUCUUCAAAUCAAACCUCAUCCACCCAAACACACACAAAUGUCUUGUAAUCCUCUUCUCUUAUCUUUUCUCCUUCUGAUUCCUUUUUAUACUCCCUUGAUAUUUUAUCCUAAUUUCAUUUCAUAUCCUCUGCAAUGGCGACUGCUUUGAAUGCUGCUGUCUCUCUCACUUCUUCAAAAUCUUCUUCUCUUCCAGCUACUAGCUGUGCCAUUGCUCCUGAUAGGAUCAGGUUUGGUAAGGGUGCUUUUUACUACAAAAGCAACAGUGUAGUGACAAGCAGAAGAGUUGUUUCGGUAAGAGCUGAGGUCACAACAGAUACUCCUCCUGCUGUGAAGAAAGUAGAGAAAGAGUCAAAGAAGAACGAGGAAGGUGUGAUCACCAACAAGUACAGACCAAAAGAGCCUUACACUGGCAAAGUCCUUCUCAACACCAAGAUCACAGCUGAUGAUGCCCCUGGAGAGACCUGGCACAUGGUUUUCAGCCAUCAAGGUGAAAUACCGUACAGAGAGGGCCAAUCUGUUGGUGUGAUUGCAGAUGGGAUUGACAAGAAUGGGAAGCCUCACAAGGUCAGGCUUUACUCCAUUGCAAGCAGCGCUCUUGGAGAUCUUGGCAACUCUGAAACCGUUUCCUUGUGUGUGAAAAGACUUGUGUAUACUAAUGAUGCAGGAGAGGUUGUUAAAGGAGUUUGCUCAAAUUUCUUGUGUGACUUGAAACCAGGGAGUGAUGUUAAGCUCACUGGUCCUGUAGGGAAAGAAAUGCUUAUGCCAAAGGAUCCAAACGCCACUGUUAUUAUGCUUGCCACAGGGACAGGAAUAGCACCUUUCAGGUCUUUCUUGUGGAAGAUGUUCUUCGAGAAACAUGAUGACUACAAGUUUAAUGGCUUAGCUUGGCUGUUCUUGGGUGUACCAACGACUAGUUCAUUGCUCUACACAGAGGAGUUUGAUAAGAUGAAAGCAAAGGCACCUGAGAAUUUCAGGGUUGAUUACGCUAUAAGCAGAGAAGAAACUAACGACAAAGGAGAGAAAAUGUAUAUCCAGACCAGAAUGGCGCAGUACGCACCAGAGUUAUGGGAGUUGUUGAAGAAAGACAACACGUUUGUCUACAUGUGUGGGCUCAAGGGAAUGGAGAAAGGAAUUGAUGACAUUAUGGUCUCAUUAGCUGCUAAUGACGGAAUUGACUGGUUUGAUUAUAAGAAGCAGUUGAAGAAGGCAGAGCAAUGGAACGUUGAAGUCUACUGAUUAACGUUUGGUGGCAAGUAUAGUGGAGCAACAAGUGUAAUUUUUGCAUCCAAGUUUCUGUAAUCUGAAGAUAAGCUUUGUUUUAGAUAUAUUAUAAUAAAGAAAAGUGUUUUUUAAAAAAAAAUCUUUAUCAUUAUCCAUUGCCAUUAUACUGCUUUGGUAUUACAUUGACA